GUGGGUUUCUCUGAGUCGGGACCGGCGGUAGCAGAGCCGUGAUCAAAAUGAGUCUUGUAAACUCGGAUUCGGAGAACCGCGUGGUCCUGAAUGUAGGCGGAAUCCGGCACGAAACGUACAAGGCGACCCUGAAGAAGAUCCCCGCGACGAGGCUAUCGAGGUUGACCGAGGCUCUCGCGAACUACGACCCCAUCUUAAACGAGUACUUCUUCGACAGACAUCCGGGGGUCUUCGCCCAGGUCCUCAAUUACUAUCGCACCGGAAAGCUCCACUAUCCAACGGAUGUUUGCGGACCACUGUUCGAGGAAGAACUCGAUUUCUGGGGUCUCGAUUCCAAUCAGGUGGAGCCAUGUUGCUGGAUGACCUACACUCAGCAUCGGGACACGCAGGAAACGCUGACAGUCCUCGACAGGUUGGACCUUGAUACCGAGAAGCCAACCGAUGAGGAGCUGGCGAGGAAGUUCGGCUUCGAGGAAGCGUACAACGCGGGCACGCUCACCUGGUGGCAGAAGCUCAAGCCCCAAAUGUGGUCGCUGUUCGACGAACCCUAUUCCUCAUUGGCAGCCAAGGUGAUCAGCAUAGUCUCAGUUCUCUUCAUCUGCAUCUCGAUCGUCUCGUUCUGCCUGAAGACGCAUCCGGACAUGCGAGUGCCAGUAAUCGUGAACCGGACGGUGACCAGUGGCAACACCACCUCCUGGGCAGUGGACAAAACGCACACGAACGCUCACGACUUCUUUUUCUACAUCGAGUGUAUGUGCAACGCCUGGUUUACUAUCGAGUUCCUAAUACGUAUUACUGCGAGCCCGAACCGAUUCAUCUUCAUCAAGAGCUGGGUGAACCUGAUCGACUUGGUCGCGACGUUCAGCUUUUAUCUCGAUCUGACCCUGCAGCGGUUCGCCUCUCACCUGGAGAACGCGGACAUCCUCGAGUUCUUGAGCAUCAUACGUAUCAUGAGAUUGUUCAAGCUGACUCGUCACUCGUCUGGCCUGAAGAUCUUGAUACAGACAUUCCGCGCCUCGGCUAAGGAGCUCACGCUCCUCGUCUUCUUCCUGGUCCUCGGAAUCGUGAUAUUCGCCAGUCUAGUUUAUUACGCCGAACGGAUCCAGUACAACCCGAAGAACGACUUCAAGAGCAUACCGCUGGGUCUGUGGUGGGCUCUGGUCACGAUGACCACCGUCGGUUACGGGGACAUGGUGCCGAAAACCUACCUCGGGAUGUUCAUUGGCGCGCUCUGCGCCCUGGCCGGUGUACUCACGAUCGCCCUGCCGGUGCCCGUGAUCGUCAGCAACUUUGCGAUGUAUUACAGCCACACGCAGGCGCGAGCCAAGCUACCAAAGAAGAGACGCCGCGUACUUCCGGUCGAGCAGCCAAGAGUCAGAACUCCGGGCGUGCCAGGCAUGGUCGGAGGAGGAGGGACCGCCGGUCCAUCUGGCUGCCUACAACCACAUAUGCCACCGGGUGGACCAGCCUUGGGUGCCGGUGCUCUAUCUUCUGGCCUUGGCGCGACACCUGGAGUCGGCUGCACCGGAGGCCAGGGGCCACUGAACAGACGGAUGAACGCCAUCAAGACCAAUCAUCCCAAAGAUGUUACGUUCGCCACGAAAGCUGAGGAGGACCGGAGGAACUGUAACCUGCGGACUAACGGGACCAAGACAGCCGGAGGUUUGGGUUAAAGCUGGAACCAAGACUACUCUCCACUGCCGAGGCGCAUUCGACCGGGCCGUUGGGACGACCAAGUCGAAAUGAGAUAGGGCGAGAGAAUCGGGACGGAGGGGAAAGAUUGCCGGAGGAGCAAGCUGAAGACGGGUAUCAAGAUUGCACGGUCUAUAAGGGAAUAUUAGAUCGCUGCGGAUGAAAUGUCGGAUUUUUACCGCGACGAAUUGCGUCGCUUUUUACGACGACGCCACGGGAAUUACUAGAACUAUUCUUUCUUCCUUUCUUCCCUUCUUUCACUCUUUCUU
Molecule: messenger RNA, 1961 nt
Organism: Megalopta genalis
Lineage: Eukaryota; Metazoa; Arthropoda; Insecta; Hymenoptera; Halictidae
Source: RefSeq, a predicted model, not a curated record